Messenger RNA from Neurospora tetrasperma FGSC 2508, 922 nucleotides. RefSeq lists its product as uncharacterized. Bases 137 to 730 code for a protein of 197 amino acids. The transcript is spliced from 3 exons. The record is from RefSeq and is a predicted model, not a curated record. Lineage: Eukaryota; Fungi; Ascomycota; Sordariomycetes; Sordariales; Sordariaceae.
UUUUGUAUUUCUCUCCUUUUACACUUUUCUUCUGAAAUUGUCAAGUGCUGAACCAACUACUUGCAUACUAUAUAUCCAUCUUCUUCCACAGCUCAUCUUUUCCCCCAAAACAAACAACCAAACAAAACCAUACAAAAUGGCCGCUCCCGCGAACAAGACCAUCGGAGACCUCUCCGGCAAGUGGGUUAUGAACAAAUCCCUCUCCUCCGACGUCGACCCGGGCCUCAAGCUCCAAAACAUGAGCUACCUCACCCGCAAACUCAUCACCUCCGUCACUCUCACCCUCGACAUCAAGCAAUUCUCCGCUCCGCCCUCUCCUCCCGCCGACGCCGACUCCGCGCCCGUCGUCAUCCACAUUGAGAUCGACCAGACCGGCACCGGCGGCAUGAAGGGCACUUCGGAAAAGCGGUGCCUCGACAACGUCUUUCGCGACCACAAGGACUGGCUGUUUGGGCACGUCAAGGGGCAGACGCGCUGGGUCAGCAGCGCUGAAGAAGUCGAGGACGCCUUUUUGAAGAGCGGCUGGCUCGAGGGCGAGGAGGAGAAGACGGGUCCCAAUGGCGAGACGCACGUCUUGUCGUAUGUGGAGAGUUAUACGGAUGGGUGGACGGCGACGCAGGUGUGGGGGUUCAAGACGAUUGAGGGCGUGAGGAGGCAUGUGCGGAAUGUGGUGAUCGCCAAGGGAAGCGAGAGGGUGGAGUUGCAGUUGGUGUAUGAUUACCUUUCUUGAGUACUCCAAGGGAGGGUAACAGUGGUCAUUGAGGUGUGUAUUGAUACCUAGCUAGACGAUUUGGGAAAUUUUACGGAUUUGGGCGCAAUGUCUAUUGAGUCUCGGGCUUUGAGCGUGGAGUGGUGAUUGUUUUGGGGUGAUUGAUAGUGAUGAUCGUGUUGGUAAUCGGCAUGGAGGAGAAAUUUGGGGAAC